Plasmodium cynomolgi strain B is the source of this 757-nucleotide messenger RNA. RefSeq lists its product as hypothetical. The coding region runs from base 209 to 514 and encodes 101 amino acids. Lineage: Eukaryota; Apicomplexa; Aconoidasida; Haemosporida; Plasmodiidae. The record is from RefSeq and is a predicted model, not a curated record. The transcript has 4 exons.
AACUGCUCGGGUUGCACAUUUUGAGUCAUUUUCCCAACUGAGCCAUUUCCCUCUCCACACGGAUGCGAGGCAUAAGACGCUUAAUGCAAAUGUCCCAAAUAAACACGGGGGUAGUGGAAACGAAUAUAUGAUAAUAAUCGAAAAAGAGUUUUAAAAAAAAAAACACAAAGGAGAGAAAAAAACAAACUGGUAAGCGAACGAGUAAAAAAUGAUGAAAUCAAUCGUGUCGCUGCUUCUCCUGUUGGCUAUCGCCUUCACCCAAAUGGUUAGACUCCAAAGAACGAACGAUGUCCCUUUGAUCAAUUACCAAAUGGUCCCUUCGCAAAGAAAGAAGGAUCCAUUCUGCUUCGAAAAUAUUACAAGGAAUUUUACACGUCAGUAUGAAGCCGAGUCUGGGGAAUCUCCCCCGGAAAAGGAAACUGAGGAUACACCUCCCUCUGAAAAGGCAGAAAUGGGUGACCAGGACGAAGCGAGUAACACCUUCGACGUAAACGGCCCUAUACAAUUAAUUUAAAUUUUGUGGAAAGGAACGAAAAAAAAAAGGGUCAAUCUGUUUUGUCACUGUGUUGUGGUGUUCGCGUGCACAUAUACGUGCAGCGCUUGUUUUGUUCCAUUUGUUUUAUUCAUUUAUUUAUUUAUUUUUAUUUUUUUUUUUUCACAUUUUGGCACGUUAACGUGGUAACAGUGUGACAUGCAAACGUUUUCACAUGCUGACGUUUCUUGACAUCCACAUGUGGCAUUGCGCUUUACUAUUUGC